UCGCCAGCCAGGCCAGCCAGCUCGCCUGAGGCUCCGGGAGAGGAGCGUCGCUUCGCGGCCUCACGCUGCACAACCUCCGCUCCGGAAGGCUCCACCGGCGUCUGCCCGUCGUCGUCGCCGGCGUCCGCGGGUGAGCCAGCCCUGGCGGCGGCGGUGGCGGUGGCGGUGGCGGCGGGUCCAGUGCGAGGACCGAACGCCAUGAACCGCCAAGCCGCGACGGAGGAUGCGGCCCCGGCGGCUCCGGACGGGCGGCUCGCCUCGCUCGGAGCCGACGGCGGCGAGUCCGAAUCUGGCGCCGGCUCGGAGGACACCUCGGCGGGAUGCUGCAGCGACACGUUCAGCAGCCUGCCCGACAUCGAGCAGGAGAGCUUGGAGGACAAGCUGAGGGGGCUGGCGUUUCGGAAACAGACGUCCUAUCGGAAAGCCAUCUCCCGUUCGGGCCUGCAGCACCUGGGCCCGCCGCAGGGCGCCCCGCCCGCCGCCUCCAACGGGCCUGGCAAGGAGCCUCGCACCUGCCUGGACUGGACGGAGAACGCGGUGAACGGCGAGCACCUGUGGAUGGAGACCAGCUGCUCGGGCGAGCUGUGCUACCUGGGGGAGGACGCCUGCCUCGUCAAGGCCGCGAAGUCUGCGCCCAGGAGGAAGUGCGCCGCCUGCAAGAUCGUCGUCCACGCCGGCUGCAUGGAGCCGCUCGAGAAGAUUAACUUCAGGUGCAAGCCGACGUUCAGGGAGGCGGCAUCGCGCUGCCCGAGAGACCAGAACCUGCUGAGGCAUCAUUGGGUGCACCGGCGGAGGCAGGAGGGGAAGUGCAAGCAGUGCGGCAAGAGCUUUCAGCAGAAGUUUUUCCACAGUAAAGAAAUCGUCGCCAUCAGCUGUUCCUGGUGCAAGCAGGCGUUCCACAACAAGGUGACGUGCUUCAUGCUGCGGCAGAUCGAGGAGCCGUGCUCGCUGGGGGCGCACGCCGCCGUCAUCGUGCCCCCGUCGUGGAUCAUCAAAGUCAGGAAACCGCAGAACUCGCUCAAGAACUCGGCCAGGAGGAAAAAGCGCACGUCUUUCAAGCGGCGGGCGAGCAAGAAGGGCGCUGACGUAAGUGACCAAAAGGGAUUUAAUGGCGCCUCCUGUCAAUCUGAAGCGUCAUUUGCCCCCCCCCCCCGACCCCGCCUGGUCUUUCCUCAGGAGUCCAAAUGGCGACCGUUCAUGCUAAAGCCGCUGCCGUCGCCGCUCAUGAAGCCCAUCCUGGUCUUGGUCAACCCCAAGAGCGGCGGCAACCAGGGCGCCAAGCUGCUCCAGAUGUUCAUGUGGAUCUUGAACCCGCGGCAAGUCUUUGACCUGUCGCAAGGCGGCCUGAGAGAGGCGUUGGAUCUGUAUCGGAAAGUGCCAAACUUGAGGAUCCUGGCGUGCGGCGGAGACGGCACGGUGGGCUGGAUCCUGUCCACGCUGGACGAGCUUCAGAUGACCCCCCAGCCUCCGGUGGCCGUCCUUCCUCUGGGAACAGGAAACGACCUCGCCAGGACGCUCAACUGGGGCGGGGGCUACACGGACGAACCCGUGUCCAAGGUCCUGGGCCACGUGGAGGACGGCUCGGUGGUGCAGCUGGACAGGUGGAACCUGCAGGUGGAGAGCGGCGGCGCCGGCGAGCGGUCGCCCGAGGACGCCGCGCAGAAGCUGCCCCUCAACGUCUUCAACAACUACUUCAGCCUGGGCUUCGACGCUCAUGUCACGCUGGAGUUCCACGAGUCCAGAGAGGCCAACCCCGAAAAGUUCAACAGUCGCUUCCGCAACAAGAUGUUCUAUGCGGGAGCCGCCUUCUCCGAUUUCCUCCAGAGAAGCUCGAGGGACUUGUCCAAGCAUGUCCGAGUGGUGUGCGACGGCACCGACUUGACUCCGAAGAUCCAGGAUUUGAAAUUCCAGUGCAUCGUCUUCCUCAACAUUCCCAGGUACUGCGCGGGGACCGUGCCGUGGGGCAACACCGGCGACCACCGCGACUUUGAGCCGCAGCGCCACGACGACGGCUGCAUCGAGGUCAUCGGCUUCACCAUGGCCUCGCUGGCGGCGCUGCAGGUGGGCGGGCACGGCGAGAGGCUGCACCAGUGCCGAGAGGUGGUCCUCACCACGUUCAAGACGGUGCCCGUUCAGGUGGACGGCGAGCCGUGCCGACUGGCGCCGUCCACGCUGCGCAUCUCGCUGCGCAACCAAGCCAACAUGGUCCAGAAGAGCAAGCGGCGAACUUCGGUGCCCCUGCUCAACGACCCCCACGCCGUCCCCGAGCGACUUCGGCUGCGGGUCAACCGCAUCUGCCUGCACGAGUACGACCGGCUGCAGUACGACAAAGAACGGCUCCGCGACAUCUCGGUCCCGGUGGGCAUCGUGGUGGUGAGGGGCGACUGCGACUUGGAGACGUGCAGACUCUACAUUGACAGACUGCAAGAGGACUUGCACCAGGCGCCCCCUCUUGGCCACAGAGUGCACUACCAGGAUGAAAGCCGGGGGAUGCUCAGGACCACCUCGGCCGGCAGACUCUCUUCCAGCUGGAGCUUCUUGGAUUCCACAUCAGCCGAUCGCUUCUAUCGCAUCGACAAAGCUCAGGAGCACCUUCACUUUGUCACGGAAAUUUGCCAGGAGGAGGUGUUCAUCCUGGACCACGAGGCGCCGGCGGCCGGGAUGCCCGACCUGGUGGUGGAGCCCAACGUUGGUGCGCCUUUGACUCCCGAGGAACAAGCGCUGUUGACGGCCGCUGGCUCGGGCGAUCUCUCCAUGCUGUCGGAGUGCGUUCAUCACGGCGUCAGCCUGCUGGUGCGAGACACGGCCGGUUGCUCGGCGCUGCAUAAAGCCUCGCAGAAAGGCCACGCCGAGCUGGUCGUCUUCAUCCUCCAGCGGGGAUCCAAAGUGCUUCUUGACCUGCCAGACAGAGAAAAGGGGGACACUGCCCUGCACAAAGCCGCCUUGGAGAAGCAGCACGCCGUGUGUCGGCUGCUGGUGGAGGCCGGCGCCUCGCUUCAGAAAACCAACUUUCAGUGAGGCACUGGUAUGCGUGCCGCCCACAGGGGAAGACGCCAGCGGAGCAAGCGGCGGGCGACUUGGAGCUGACCUCCUACCUGAGCAGCCAAAAAACACCAUCGACCCCCCAUGAGGACUUGGAGACGGCAGUGUGACGCACGGGCACAUUUUUUUUUUCCACACGCGGGCGGCGGCGAAGGGCCACGUCCGAAAGCGAACACUCGCAGCUCAGACGCCAAGCAGUUAGACGGGUGGCGUACGGCCCGCCUAUUUAUUUGCUAUAUAUUUAUUGAGAUUUGUAUUUAUUCCGGCCGGACGCUCGGUUGCCAUGGUCGCAGUGGAGCCGCAUCUCAUGGCGAGUUUCCCAGCUGAACCGAGUGCAAAAAGUCGGCGCAUUGAAGUGUUUGCACCCAUCCGAGCCUUUGUGCCAAAGAGCGGGAGAGACGUUUGAGUGCGAUUUCUUUGAGCGAUAUGCACAUGACGAUGGCUGCUGCGUGACCGUGCUUGAACCUGCGACUUCGUCUCAUCGAAAAGAAACUUUAUAUUCCAUUUAUUGUCACUAGCGUUGGUUCUGCAUGGCCUUUUCUGACCUCAGCAUUGAUUACUUUCCAGUAUUGGCAGACACAUGCGUUAUUAUGAUUAUGCUUAUUGUUUCAACUCUUAAAUUAUUUUUCCGAGUGUUUAAAUGCCUGGUUUUCGUCCAGGGGUUGUUUUUGUAUCGCCGCUGAAGAGGACUUGCUGUGUUUUAUUUGGAAAGAGGAGCUUUCUGUUGCAUGUUUCCACUCUUUCCACGGUCACAAUUAUCCACACUUAUUUCUGUUUUCUGGUUCCGGGAUUCAAAAUGUUCACAGACCAUCAACACUUUACAUUUUAAAUAAAAGAUACGCUGAUCUUUGCUGA
Hippocampus zosterae (dwarf seahorse) is the source of this 3897-nucleotide messenger RNA. RefSeq names its product diacylglycerol kinase, iota (gene dgki). Gene Ontology annotation, cellular component: nucleus. The record is from RefSeq and is a predicted model, not a curated record. Gene Ontology annotation, biological process: diacylglycerol metabolic process; intracellular signal transduction; lipid phosphorylation. The coding region runs from base 199 to 3018 and encodes 939 amino acids. The transcript is spliced from 32 exons. NCBI's taxonomy places the organism in Eukaryota, Metazoa, Chordata, Actinopteri, Syngnathiformes, Syngnathidae. Gene Ontology annotation, molecular function: protein binding; ATP-dependent diacylglycerol kinase activity.